UUCGUCAGCAUUUCUCCUCCAACGAGAGCUUUUCCACUCCGUUUCUCUCUCGACUUCUCCAAAAAUUCAAGCUCGUAAAAACUAGCCAUCAAAACCCUAGGAUCAUGCGUGGUGAAGAACAAUCGUUUGAGAAAACCGCCAUAGAUCUGGAAAAACUCACAUCACAGAUGCGAAAUCCUCCUCAAUUUCACAUAGAAUGCCCUAGCUCCGACGAUAGGCCUUCCGAUGCAGAGCCUCCCGCCAUGGUAUUCUGGCAGAAACAAAUCGACGCCGCCCUCCGUUUCCCAAUCUGCCCCUUUCUCUCAGAUCUGUCUCGUCUCUACCAAAUUCCGAUAAAUCAGCUCCAUCCUUCCUCCAUUCGCCAAGCUCUCUUCUUCCACAUUCUCCUCAGAGAGCACGGCCUCGACGACACCUCUCACCUCUUCCACAUCUGCCACGGCGUCAAAGUCAUCGGCGAAUUCUACUGCUUCAAGACAAAAUCGGAAAGCCCCGCCCAUUUCUACGGCCAAAUCCCCGGGGUUGGUAGCGGCUGGAUGAAGAAUUACUUCUUCGUCAGGCCUCUGAGCGGCCAUGGCUGGCCGUUUCGCAAGGUUCGGUGGCAUGUGAAUCUCAGGGAGAUACAUACUCCAAGUGUAGAUAAUCUUAGUAAGCAUGAAUGGUCAGUUCUGGCUGCCAUUAACGCCUCUUUUGAUGAGAAGCAUCUCUGUUUGCUUCGUGUUGUCACAGAUGAGAACGCUCUCAUCUAUCAUGGCCUCUUCGUGAACCAUAGCUGGUCUGUCGAUAUGGCAAUGUCUUGGCAAAAGAUCCUUGCUGAUGAACGGCGGCUUGCCCACGCUGAACUGCAGCCUCUUCCUCCUCUCACUCCUCUCACCAAGGAUCUUGAACUGGUGGAUUUGUCAAACGAGUCACCUGGUCCUCGAGCGCCUGAGCUCAUGUUGGGUGAAGACUUCUCCCUCCGCCAUUCGGGAGGAGUGACACUCGGAGAGGAAGAAGGCCGUCUCUGGCCAAAAGAGGUCAUUGGUGAUAUCUGUUGAGAGGCAGUCCUCUGCUCACCAAGGAAAAAGGCCGUCACACCUGCAGCCGGUGGCUCUUAACAAGCCCUUUAGUAGUAUCUUCUCUGGCCAUGCCUUAAGGUUAUCGGAUGCACAAUGCACGGCCUUCUGGGAGACCAUUCCUCGAGACGAGGAUUUGGCGGAGUUGAGGAAACUACCCUCCUCCAAGCUAAAAGACAUGGUAUGUGGUUGCCGGAUGAAGACCACCGUGGCCUCGGAAGUGCUGUAUGAACGCGCGGAGGAGUACAAGAGCCUAAAGGACGAGAUCAAGGAGCUAAAAUCUCGUCUUGAGCAACAGAACCAGUGCACCCUUUCCAAGGACAAAGAUCUCGUCUCUGCCG
Molecule: messenger RNA, 1393 nt
Organism: Salvia splendens (bonfire salvia)
Lineage: Eukaryota; Viridiplantae; Streptophyta; Magnoliopsida; Lamiales; Lamiaceae
Exons: 4
Coding region: 105-1034 (309 amino acids)
Source: RefSeq, a predicted model, not a curated record